Messenger RNA from Talaromyces marneffei, 1146 nucleotides. RefSeq lists its product as uncharacterized. The transcript is spliced from 2 exons. The record is from RefSeq and is a predicted model, not a curated record. NCBI's taxonomy places the organism in Eukaryota, Fungi, Ascomycota, Eurotiomycetes, Eurotiales, Trichocomaceae. Bases 1 to 1146 code for a protein of 381 amino acids.
AUGUUACCAACAGUUCUAUCAAACAUCGUCAUCCUCCCCUUGCUCCUCCUAAUCUCAAUCCCACUCGCCCUAUCGGCCUCUAUCACCGCAACUCUAGCUCUAGGGACGCUAUUCAUUCGCGCUCUAGUCGUAUACUUUGAACUAAGCCUUGCAUUGCUCGCAAACUUCUUCUUGUUUCCGGCUCAUUCACCUGCGUCUGGGUCAUUUCUUGCGCUUACAGAGGGGAGUUCCCCGGCAGUUGAGCAGACGGCAGCUUAUGGGAGGACGAGCAAGUAUGGUCAUCAGCAGACGGGUCUUGUGAAGUCGCGCAGGGGGUCGUGGUCUUCGAAGGAAGGUGUUGUGGAGGAUUACUUCUUGCAUCAUAAUCAUCCGCAACACACCCAUGCUCCAAUAAUACACUCAUCUCACGAAGCACUUUCAAGCUUCAUUUCCGGCAAUGCGGAGCGCGACUUUGAAGGUGUUGGCGGCUGGCGGACACCCCUACCACGAAAGAAGCAUCGUCAAACAUCAUCCCUCUCAUCCCCCCCGAGUUAUAACAAUAGCAGCGAAGACGAGCUGUUAUUCGAUAGCGACGAUGACGAGGCUUGGUUGUCAAUCAAUAAACGAUUGGAAUUGCCAUCAAGACCGUUUAAUAUCGCCUCGCCAAUGCUCUCGCCUAACCUAGUGACGAUGACGGCAAUGGAAGAUCAGAGUCGAAAUCAUCAUCAUCACCACCAUCAAGCUCACCAACAGCAACAACAACCAAACCCGCAAAGACCUAAAUUCCACAGACGGUCCAAAACAUCACCUUUACUCCCAACACAGAAAUCCCCCUCCCCCUCGUCCUCCUCCACAACAGCACCUGUUCCACCGAACCGAGGAGGACACCAGCUUCAAACCUCCAAAUCUAGCGCGGGUCUCAAUGCCCUCUCAUCCCCUUCUCGACCAUCAUCCUCAUCACUGACACCAUCCUUACCUGUGUCCGCUUGGCAUGAUAUCGGCAGUCCUCUGCCCAUGACAUCAUCAUUCUUAGGUCUUGGGGCGGAUAAAAUGGUGCAUUACUAUCAUCAACAACCUUUGGUGGGACGACAGGCACGGAGGCGGAGUUCGGGGGGUUCGUCGGCGGCGGCGAAGACUAUACCUUUGACUGGGUUGGGGUUGACCUGA